Molecule: messenger RNA, 589 nt
Organism: Paramacrobiotus metropolitanus
Lineage: Eukaryota; Metazoa; Tardigrada; Eutardigrada; Parachela; Macrobiotidae
Exons: 4
Coding region: 49-450 (133 amino acids)
Source: RefSeq, a predicted model, not a curated record
UAGCUCACAAGGACUUUUCGCUGCUUUGGCUUCAAGUGCUGCAGCGUGAUGAUGAAGGGCGCUAAGGCCUUUACCCUUUCCGACAUUUUGGUAAAGUGUUUGCUGAGUUCUUUUUCAGAUAAAUCCGCAUUCGUUCACCUGGUAAAACAUGGGAUCGUAUCCUUAAAUAAUCUGGGCACGUUGGGCGUUUUGCAGAAGCAAGAUGACGGAAACGUUCUUGUGAUGAAUUCCACGGUUAAACAGGUCCGAACAUCGAGAAUCUUUGCACAGAUCGGUAGCCAAAUCGUCAAUAAUAACCAAGUUUUUGCUGCGUUUGUUGUCGCCGAAAACGUUGGAAAAAUUAUGCAGACCGACUACUGGAACAGCACCCUACGAAACCAAACAAUCGAACAAUAUGACCUUUCAAAUAUUAGCAAAAACGCAACGGUCGGAUUUCAUGGAGCAGUGUAAGAUUGGGAGUGUCUUUAAGCCAUCAACUCCGGUCAUACCUCUUGAAUCGACCCAUAUACGGAAAAACAAUAAGCGGCAACCACUUUCCGGAACGAAGCUGUUCUUUCUUGACGAUGGCGCCACAGACAAUAAUGCAACU